Molecule: messenger RNA, 2732 nt
Organism: Physella acuta
Lineage: Eukaryota; Metazoa; Mollusca; Gastropoda; Physidae
Product: glycolipid transfer protein domain-containing protein 2
Biological process (GO): intermembrane lipid transfer; ceramide transport
Cellular component (GO): cytosol; cytoplasm; membrane
Molecular function (GO): ceramide 1-phosphate transfer activity; ceramide 1-phosphate binding
Source: RefSeq, a predicted model, not a curated record
CAUCGCGACAGAUAAAAAGGGAGCUGGUGGCUGGAUGUUUUUUCUUUAGCUCAGUCCAUUCGUGUUUUCUUUAGCUCGGUCCAUUCGUGUUUUCUUUAGCUCAGUCCAUUCGUGUUUUCUUUAGCUCAGUCCAUUCGUGUUUUCUUAAGCUCAGUCCAUUCGUGUUUUCUUUAGCUCAGUCCAUUCGUGUUUUCUGUAGCUCAGUCCAUUCGUGUUUUCUUUAGCUCAGUCCAUUCGUGUUUUCUUUAGCUCAGUCCAUUCGUGUUUUCUUUAGCUCAGUCCAUCGUGUUUUCUUUAGCUCAGUCCAUCGUGUUUUCUUUAGCUCAGUCCAUUCGUGUUUUCUUUAGCUCAGUCCAUCGUGUUUUCUUUAGCUCAGUCCAUUCGUGUUUUCUUUAGCUCAGUCCAUCGUGUUUUCUUUAGCUCAGUCCAUUCGUGUUUUCUUUAGCUCAGUCCAUUCGUGUUUUCUUUAGCUCAGUCCAUUUGUGUUUUCUUAAGCUCAAUCCAUUCGUGUUUUCUCAAGUGUGUAGUUGCUGCUGGUGUUUUCACAGGAUCUACCUGAGGCACCACGUGACACGGGUGUUAUUAUGUGACAGUCGUUGGUGGCGGUUCAUUGAAGAAAUAUUUCAGGAAACUUUUAACCAAGGCCGUUGUGGUGAUAUGUGGUGACGUCUGUAUGUCGUGACGUCUGUGUGUCGUGACGUCUGUAUGUCGUGAAACAACAAUGUGGAAACUUGGAGGCGUGGCCCUGCUCGUGUUGCUUACAUGCAACUUUCCCCAGGUUGCAGGAGGCGACGAACUUCAGGAUGAAACCAGACUCGCUGGCUCCAGCAAGGUCAAAGUUCAAGAGAAAUUGUCGAAAAAGAAAGUCCGGUUCACGGUUCGUCUCCGGCUUCCGGCUCGAAAGGUCGAUGACCUUCUGGGCGAUAAGAGCGGAGCUCAGUACCAGGAGUUGUCACGUGUGCUGGCACGUGACAUAGAGCAACUGUAUGCGGACAUUCCCGGGGAACACAAGGUCUACAACCUUAAGCUCAGCACACAGGACAAGAGACAUCGGGCGGCCAAUGAGAUGCGAGACCAACACGCCACCCCCAGCACAUAUACACAACCUCGGUUGUUGCUGACGUCAUCCUCGUCUGCCCCACCCGUCCCCUCAACCUCAAGGUCACCCGAUAACAAAAGGUCACCGGAUGCUCAAAGCAAAAAUCGUGCUAGAAAACGGAAGAAGCAAUCGACUACAAAAGGCAAGAAAGUUAAACUGCAGCAUGGCUCAAAGAUAUCUUCACCAGUGGCAAGUACAGCACAGUCCACAGUGCCAGUAUCCGCUGCAGUGUCAUCAAUGUCAAGGUCUGACCUGCUGAUGACGUCAUCAGUCCCACCACGUGACCGCAAGUUUGACGUCACGAGACUGACGUCACUGUUCAAAAACUGUUUGACACUCCAGACUGGCAGCAACGAUUACAUCAUACCAUUACAUGCUUACAUAAGUGCUUACAAUGAGCUGCUUGGAAUUUUCACCAUUUUCGGCCCAAUAUUUUCAUUCGCUGGCGAUGACAUCCGGAGUAAACUGGUCAUCCUCAACCGGCUCAGGGCAGCAGACUCCCAUGGCAAGCAGAGCAAGUACGAAUCCCUACAAAGUAUGUUCGAAUACGAAUACUCUCCUGCAGGGGCCACGGCCGACACUGAGGGUGUUAGUGCCACUAGGUGGCUCCACCGUGCCAUGACCUUUAUCCUGGAGGUCAUCAACGGCCUCCGUGAUGAGACCAGUGAUGAGUCCAUGAGCUCCAAGGCCAAGGUCGCCUACGACGAGGUACUGGCGCCCCACCACGAGUGGUAUGUCAAGGUCGGCGUGCAUAUCGCCCUGCUGAGUUUCCCGAGCCGCGCGAGUCUCCUGGAGAAGAUGGGUGUGCCAGACGACCAGACAGGUCAGCAGAUGCUGGGAGACUUGUACAGCGUCAUGGAGGCUGUCCAUCAGGACAUCCACAAGCUGUAUGCAGCAUAUGCCCAGAAGACUGCAGCACAGUAGGGGCAAAUGUCUUCACAUUAUACGCGCAUAUGUCUUCACAUUAUACGGGCAUAUGUCUUCACAUUAUACGGGCAUAUGUCUUCACAUUAUACGGGCAUAUGUCUUCACAUUAUACGGGCAUAUGUCUUCACAUUAUACGGGCAUAUUACACAAGACAAUUAAGUUGGCCCAAAAAAAAUAUUUUCAGUCCAUCGAGCAUGACGCACUUUUUCCUUCCACAUUUUUAGAGCACCGUUAGAACACCAUUAGAACACAUAACACCAUUAGAACACACAACACCAGUAAUACACACAACACCAUUAGAAUGCCAUAGAACACACAAUGUAAUUAGACUAUAAUUAGACCAACAUUAAAAAGAUGUCAUAUGAACUUCUCCAACUAAAUUAUACAUUUAAACGCAGCAGUUGAACCAACAUUUGAACUGUCACAAAGUGACGUUGAUAAACUGUGACCCAACAAUCCACCAGCUGUAACCCAACAACCCACCAGCUGUGACCUCAUAUGCCACCAGCUGUGACCCAACAACCCACCAGCUGUGACCCAACAACCCACCAGCUGUGACUUGAUGUGACCUGAUGUGGCCCAGAACACAAGAUCUAGUGUAACUCAAGCAUGCUGUACCAUCUAUUCAUGCAGGUCCGAAUUAUUUAUCCCUUCCCAUGUUUGCAGGGAAAUGGCCAGUCUAAAAUAAACUCCAAAAACUUCUGAA